Molecule: messenger RNA, 6994 nt
Organism: Alexandromys fortis (reed vole)
Lineage: Eukaryota; Metazoa; Chordata; Mammalia; Rodentia; Cricetidae
Gene: Tspoap1
Product: TSPO associated protein 1
Exons: 31
Coding region: 315-6008 (1897 amino acids)
Cellular component (GO): mitochondrion
Molecular function (GO): benzodiazepine receptor binding
Source: RefSeq, a predicted model, not a curated record
CCCCCCCCCCCCCCCCCCCCCCCCCCCCCCCCCCGCCUCCACAGGGGACACCCUUGCUUCUCCUCAUACUCUCUCACACACAGAACCAUGAGCAAACAUACCUGACAUACCCCCAGCUCCAGCCCGGCAACCCUGACACCGUCUGAAGCCUCCUUCGUGGGUGGGAAGAGCUCAGCCAACCUCUCUCUGAUGGAGCCUCGGUGAAGCCAGAUGCUUACAGGGAGAAGGGUCUAGCCUGGCAUGACCCUUAUCAGCCUCCCUACUUGGCUGGGUGAUGUCCCCAGGUCCAGGUUCUGGGGUCCCUUGCGGAAACCAUGGAGCAACUGACAACCCUUCCACAGCUUGGAGACCCUGGAGCCAUGGAGCCAUGGACACUGCCUGCCUGGCAGUGCUGGACUCAGGGCCAGGGGUGCGAACCUGGAGAUGCAACUCCAAGCAUUGCUGGUACGACAGUGCUGCAGGUUAGAGGACUGAGGUCUGAAGAGAAUUCUGAGCCUGAGGGAGCCCAUAGCCCUGGGCCUAUUGGGAAUACUGACCCUGAAGGAACAGAGACUGGGCUGCCCAAGCUAGGGCAGCAAACGGAGAGCCCUGGGUACAGCGGCCCUGGGCUAGAGGAUGAGGAGGCACAGGCUUACAAGGCCAAGCUGAAUGUGGGCUUCGGGGUCAGGUCCAAUCUGGAGCUGCUGAGGGCCCUAGGCGAGCUGCAGCAGCGCUGUACCAUCCUCAAGGAGGAAAAUCAGAUGCUGAGAAAAAGCAGCUUCCCAGAGACGGAGGAGAAGGUACGGAGGCUAAAGCGGAAGAACGCAGAGCUGGCGGUCAUUGCCAAGCGCCUGGAGGAGAGGGCCCAGAAGCUGCAGGAAACGAACAUGAGGGUGGUGAGUGCCCCUGUACCCCGACCUGGAUCCAGUUUGGCCCUAGCCCGCCAGCGAGCCCGGGACCUCAGUGAGACAGCCAGUGCACUACUGGCCAAGGACAAACAGAUUGCAGCCUUGCAGCGGGAGUGCAGGGAGCUGCAAGCCAGACUCACUCUGGUGGGCAAGGAAGGUCCCCAGUGGCUGCAUGUGCGGGACUUCGACCGAUUGCUGCGCGAGUCCCAGCGGGAGGUGCUGCGGCUGCAGAGGCAGAUCGCCCUGCGCAAUCAGCGGGAGCCGCUUCGGCCAGCCCGGCCCCAGGGUCCCACUGCCCUCUCCAGAGUAGGGGCGCCGGCCCCCGGGGCCCCGGGAGAGGCCAUACUCCAGGAAGAUGUGGACAGCCCACAGGUGGUCCUAGGGGAACCAGAGAAGCAGCAAAGGGUGCGGCAGCUGGAGUCUGAGCUCUGCAAGAAGCGAAAGAAAUGCGAGAGCCUGGAGCAGGAAGCCCGGAAGAGGCAGAGGCGAUGUGAGGAACUGGAACUACAACUGAGAGCAGCCCAGAAUGAGAAUGCUCGCCUGGUGGAAGAGAACUCUCGGCUCAGUGGGAGAGCCACAGAGAAGGAGCAGGUGGAGUGGGAGAAUGCGGAGCUGAAGGGACAGCUCCUGGGAGUGAAGCAAGAGCGGGACUCAGCCCUUCGCAAAAGCCAGGGCCUGCAGAGCAAGCUGGAGAGCCUGGAGCAGGUGCUGAAGCACAUGCGGGAGGUGGCCCAGCGGCGGCAACAGCUGGAGGUGGAGCAUGAGCAGGCUCGGCUCAGCCUGCAGGAGAAACAGGAGGAGGUCCGGAGGCUGCAGCAGGCACAGGCAGAAGCCAAGCGGGAACAUGAAGGAGCUGUGCAGUUGCUGGAGUCUACACUGGAUUCCAUGCAGGCCCGGGUUCGAGAGCUUGAGGGGCAGUGUCGCAGCCAAACUGAGCGCUUCAGCCUUUUGGCACAGGAGCUCCAGGCCUUCCGUCUGCACCCAGGCCCCCUGGAUCUGCUUACUUCUGCCCUGGGCUGUAGUGCCCUUGGGGACCAUCCACCACCCCACUGCUGCUGCUCUACCCCUCAGCCCUGCCAGGGGUCCGGCCCCAAAGACCUUGACCUCCCGCCGGGUUCCCCAGGACGCUGUACCCCCAAAUCUUCUGAGCCUGCUCUUGCUACCCUUGCUGGGGUCCCUCGAAGGACGGCUAAGAAGGUGGAGUCUCUUUCCAAUUCUUCCCGCUCAGAGUCCGUCCACAACAGCCCCAAGUCGUGUCCCACGCCAGAGGUGGACACAGCCAGUGAGGUGGAGGAGUUGGAGGUAGACAGUGUCUCCCUGCUGCCUGCUUCGGAGGGCAACUCGGGAGGAGCCAGGAUCCAGGUCUUUCUAGCACGUUAUAGCUACAACCCCCUUGAGGGUCCCAAUGAGAACCCAGAGGCCGAGCUUCCCCUCACAGCGGGCGAGUAUAUCUACGUCUAUGGCGACAUGGAUGAGGAUGGUUUCUUUGAAGGGGAGCUCAUGGAUGGCCGAAGGGGCCUGGUCCCCUCCAAUUUUGUAGAGCGUGUGUCUGAUGACGACCUCCUGACCUCCCUCCCUCGGGAGCUGGCUGAUAUGUCGCACAGCUCGGGCCCUGAACUCAGUUUCCUGAGUGGAGGUGGGGGUGGCUGCAGUAGUGGGGGCCAGAGCAGCGGGGGACGUAGCCAGCCCAGACCAGAGGAGGAGGCCGCAGGAGAUGAGCUCAGUCUGAGCCCCCCACCAGAGGGACUGGGCGAGCACCUGGCUGUGCCUUACCCCCGCCGUCUCGUGCUCCUCAAGCAGUUAGCCCACAGUGUGGUGCUGGCCUGGGAGUUGCCUCCUGAGAGAAUAGAUCUACGUGGCUUCCAUGUCUUUGUCAACGGGGAACUUCAUCAGGCCUUGGGGCCCGGGGCGCCCCCCAAGGCUGUGCUUGAAAAUAUGGACCUGCGAACUGGGCCCCACCAUGUGUCUGUCCAGGCCCUAACCAGCAGGGGCAACUCAGAUCCUCUGCGCUGUUGCCUGGCUGUGGGUGCCGGGGCUGGGGUGGUACCCAGCCAGCUACGGGUCCAUCGGCUGACAGCUACAUCUGCUGAGAUCACCUGGGUACCGGGGAACAGCAACUUGGCCCAUGCCAUCUACCUCAAUGGAGAAGAGUGUACACCUGCUCGCCCCAGUACCUACUGGGCAACCUUUUGUCACCUGCGGCCUGGCACGCUCUAUCAAGCCCGAGUAGAGGCUCAGAUCCCAUCUCAGGGGCCUUGGGAACCAGGCUGGGAGAGACCGGAGCAGCGAGCAGCCACUUUGCAGUUCACCACACUUCCAGCAGGUCUACCAGAUGCCCCGUUGGAUGUGCAGGUUGAACCAGGACCCUCUCCUGGAAUCUUGAUGAUCAGCUGGCUCCCUGUCACCAUUGAUGCUGCUGGUACCUCCAAUGGUGUCCGGGUCACAGGCUACACCAUCUAUGCUGAUGGGCAGAAGAUUAUGGAGGUGGCUUCCCCCACAGCAGGCAGUGUGCUGGUGGAGGUGUCCCAGCUGCAGCUGCUGCAGGCCUGCCAUGAGGUGACUGUGCGCACUAUGUCACCCCAUGGCGAGUCCACUGACUCCAUCCCAGCCCCUGUUGCCCCAGCCUUGGCUCCUGUCUGCCAGCCAGCCAGGAUGUCCUCCUGCCUCUCACCACGACCAAGCCCAGAGGCCAGAACAGCCCUUGCUUCAGUCUCCCCAGGGCUUGGGGAUCCCAACUUUCCCCUCCGGCAUCCUGCCCCUCAUGGAACUCAAGAUUCCCUUGCAAGCCUUCCCAUGGAGACGUCCAAAGGAUCCCAGGAGGAACCUGCAGUCUCUUGUGGUCAGGAAGAGUCUGGGGCAACUGUGCCAGGCACGUCAGAGGAGAAGAGGGCUAUCGAGCCAACCCUGGGCCAGGAAGGGUCUUGCCCUGUGGCUCCCUCCCUGGCUAAGCAACAAGUAGAGUGGACUUCAGGAGAGACUGGUCCCACGCCUUGCUCCACCCAAGGAGAGCCGACCCAGAAGGUGCCGAGUACUGAGGCCUGCCAUGGAGGAGAUCUGGGCUCAGGGCUGAAACACAGAACUGAGAAAGAAGAUACGUCAGAGCUUGGAGUUCGCCUGGUGAAUUCCCUUGUAGAUCACAGCCGCAACUCAGACUUAUCGGACAUCCAGGAGGAAGAGGAGGAAGAAGAGGAACAGGAACUGAGUUCCAGGCCUUGUUCCCCCCAGAAGCAGGUUGCUGGCAACAGCGUCAGGGAGAAUGGAGCCAAGCCCCAGCCCGACCCCCUUUGUGAGACUGACAGCGACGAGGAGAUCUUGGAGCAGAUCUUGGAGCUGCCCCUCCAGCAGCUCCGCCGCAAGAAGCUGUUCAGCAUCCCCGAGGAGGAAGAAGAAGAGGAGGAGGAGGAAGGGCAGGAGAAGCCAGACCCUAUCCAGCCUGAACUUGCAUUGCUAGGGCCGGGCUGUGACAGCAGUCAGCCCCAGGGACCUGGCCUGUGUCCCUUGUCUUCUGAGCCCUCUGGGGCCAGGGAGUACCUGGAGGAUGUGCUGGGAGUAGCUGGUGGAAACAGCCGGAGGAGAGGUGGUGGCUCCCCUGAGAAGCCCCCAAACCGCAAGCGACCUCAGGAUCCCCGAGAACAUUGCAGCCGACUUCUUGGCAAUGGCGGGCCCCAGACCACUGCACGGCCAGGGCCCCCACGGGAGAGGGGCAGCCUCCCUGUGAUUGAGGGCAUCAGGGUUGGACAGGAGGCUGGUGGGAGAGGGCGGCCGGGUCUAUCCCGGAGGUGUCCCCGUGGCCCUGCUCCAGAAUCCAGCUUGGUCAGCUGCCUCUCUCCAAAGUGUUUGGAGAUCAGCAUUGAGUAUGAUUCUGAGGAUGAGCAGGAGGCGGGCAGCGGGGGUAUCAGCAUCACCAGCUCCUGCUACCCCACAGAUGGGGAGCCCUGGGGCACAGCAGCCAUAGGAAGGUCAAGGGGACCUCUGAAGGUCAAUUCAGGGUCCAGCCCCUACGUGCGCCUCCCAGCCUGGGAGAAAGGGGAACCAGAGCGGAGAGGCCGCUGUGCGACUGGCAGAACCAAGGAGCCGCCCUCCCGGGCAACAGAAACUGGGGAGUCCAGAGGGCAGGACAACUCUGGGCGGAGAGGAGCCCAGAGGAGAGGAGCCCGGGUGUCUAGGCCUGGAACCACUGAGUUGGCACCUCCAAGGAGCCCUCCAGGAGCACCAGCUCAUCAGAACUUACCUGUGAGGGUCUUUGUGGCUCUGUUUGACUAUGAUCCUGUUUCAAUGUCACCCAACCCUGACGCUGGAGAAGAGGAACUGCCCUUCAGGGAGGGCCAGAUCCUCAAGGUGUUUGGAGACAAAGACUCUGAUGGUUUCUACCGUGGUGAAAGUGGGGGCCGCACAGGUUACAUCCCCUGCAACAUGGUGGCUGAGGUGGCUGUGGACAGUCCAGCAGGGAGACAGCAGCUGCUCCAGCGGGGUUUCUUGCCCCCAGAUGUUCUCCCUGAGGGCUCGGGGAAUGGUCCCUCUAUAUACUCCUCAACCCAUAUGACUGGGCCUCCCCCCAAACCUCGCCGGUCUAAAAAAGCCUGGAACAAAGAGGGAAAGGCAGGCAGGACUCAGAGACACAUUCUCUCCACAGUGGAGCUGGAAGGUCUCCAGCCUUGUCCAGGUCCUCCUAAGCUGGUCCAUUCUGCUGUCCUGAAAACCUCCAGACCUAUGGUGGCUGCUUUUGACUACAACCCCAAGGAGAACUCCCCCAACACGGAUGUGGAGGCGGAGCUGCCCUUCAGGGCGGGAGAUGUCAUUACUGUGUUUGGGAAUAUGGAUGAUGAUGGCUUCUACUAUGGGGAACUGAAUGGACAAAGGGGCCUGGUUCCAUCCAACUUCCUGGAGGGCCCCGGGCCUGAGGCAGGUGGCCUGGAGUCUGGGACAUCCCAAACUGAGAGUCAGGACUCUGGAAGGACCAUCCAAGAGUCGCCAGUGCCCCCUGGCUGGCACUACAGCCUCAGCUCUGGAAGUUCCUUCAGGACCAAACUAGGAGAGCCCCAGAGCAUAGCCGAGAAGAAGCAGGGUCUCCUAUCCAAAGGAAAGGAACUCCUCAAAAGACUGGGCUCCAGAAAAGAGUGACUGUCAUCGGUCCGCAGGCAGAAGUGGCUCCUGGGAGCUCCAGAUCAACUGGGUGCCUGGACAAUGAAGCUCAACCAAUCCAGAGCUCCUGUUCUCUGAGCAAACACUGACACUCAGAGGGAUCCAGGGCACCUGGUGAGGGCGGGGCUCCACGCAUCCUUAGUGCGGGGUCCUCUAGAUGGACUGUGCCAGGCAGAAGGGAACUGAGACGCAGAGUAAGUAACUAAACACCGUCAGAUCAGGGCUGGACCCACGCCUCUGGAUUCCCUGUCUGCCCUCCUAACCUCUUCCUGGCUUCCUGUCAGGCACCGCUGAUCCUUUCUUGGCCAUCCCUGCUUCCAGGGUAAACCCUGGGUGGAGACUCUAAUAGUGGCUCUGGCUGCCUCCCCUCUGUCUUCCCUCCCCUGCGGGAACAUUUGCACAGGAGUGUCCCCUGGGGCAGGGGGCAGAGCCGUGUAUAUAUGUACAUAUUCAGUGCCUCAGUCCAGCUCCUCCAUCUGCUUCACCACACAGGUCAGGGGAGGAGAAAGGCCAUGCCAAAGCGGGCCUGUACCUGCCCCAUAGAGCUCCACCCCUCCCUGCCCAGGCCACCUGGCCUUGUGUUAUCCCAUCCCCCCGAAACCAGGGGACCAGGGAGCAGAAAGCAGGAGCUGGGUUUGCCUUAUUUUGCUCAUUGGAUUCAACUUCUCUUUUGCAUCAUUUCCUUCCAGUCCCUGUUGGGUCCAGGGGCUGAGGGAAAGGACAGAUUUAUGCAGCUAUUUUCAUACACCCCUUGUUCAGGGCGGGUGGAGGUUUCUCCACCCCGCCUCUAGCCAUCCCAUCUGUCACCCCUUGUCUGGGCGAGUCUCUUUGCAUGUUUCCUUUGGUGUGGUGGGAGAUGUUUGACUGAACCCCUACCCCUACCCUGGUCUCCAGGGGUGUGGGAUGGUGGGGCAUUUGUUUAAAAUGACAUUUUAUUAUAAUAAAGUCUAUUUUCACAAAAUUGA